AUGGUUUCCUUAACUAGUGACAUCAAGUCAAAUCCUCCCUCAGUUUCCCGUACACCAUCGUUUCUGCGCAAGUCGCAGAACUCUCCUAUUACUUCACAGGAGAGGGACAAAGACAAAGACAAAGAUACUAAAGAGAAGAAAAUGAGCAAGAUCUCCAGAUUGUUGCACAAAUCUGAAAGUCAUCAUGGAGAAGUAUCCGAGAAAGAAGGACACCACAAGAUUAGAAGCAGAGCUGCAACGCUUUUACAUAUCAAGAACAAGAGUGAACAUGCCCCUACUCCGGUUGCCCCGACACCUAUGAGGGCAACAACUCAUGGAGAAUUGAACUCUUCUAAGAAAAAAGCCGAUGAAUUGGCAGCCAUGAGAAAUGGGAUUGCAGCUCCUAGACCUCAAAAACAACAACCUUUAAGUCGUCCAGCAAGUUCUGCUACUUUAACCCGUAAGGACUCUAUUCAGUAUAAUCCAUAUGGUCUCAUCAAAACUCCAUCCCAGCAGCUCGCUUCGAAAUCGAACUCUUUCUACUUGAAUGGAAGUGGGUCGGAAUCUGAAGAUAGUAGGUUGUUGCCUUUGCCUGUUGAGAAUCCCAAUAUGCAUUUACCUUCUGAGUUACAUCAGCUUAACGUGAAUAUUCUAGAGGAGUAUACUCUACCAGAAAAGAACUCCAAGAAAGACAAGAGUUUAGGCUCCGGUGCCUCUGCUACAGUGAGAACUAUCCUUGGCAAGCAGAAUAGCAAAGUUUAUGCCUUGAAAAAGUUCCAAUUGUUCAAGAAUGAAACUUCUGAAGAAUUCUAUAAAAGAGCUGCCAAGGAAUAUAUUAUAACCAAGAACUUAGAUUCAUGUCUACAUGUCGUCAGGUGCUAUGCUCUAGUAAAGAUACCCUCAUCAACAAGUUUUACGAGAGGCUGGGGAUUUAUUUUAGAGUACUGCAAAGGUGGUGAUUUGUUCGACUUUAUUCGUAAACCCAACUGGAAAUCUGUUCCUUUGAAUGAAAAGUUUUGCUUGUUUAAACAAUUAGCUUUUGGCAUCAAUAAUCUUCAUGAAAGUGAUAUCGUGCAUAGAGAUAUCAAACCAGAAAAUGUAUUGAUUGAUUCUAAAGGAGUGGUAAAGAUUACAGAUUUUGGUGUUGCUGAUUAUGGUCAUGAAAUCCCAGGAGAUUUCACUUCCCCAAUCAAGUUUUCUACUGCAUUUGUUGGAUCUGCUCCUUAUUCCCCUCCAGAAGUGAUGGAUUUAAAGGACCAUGUAAACAGAAAAGUGCCCUACAACCCAUUCAAGAUGGAUCAUUGGGCACUGGGAAUGAUGCUUUUUUGUGUUGUUUACCAAGGGACACCCUUUUCAGCUGCAUCGAGGAAGAAUUUGCAAUUCAGAGAGUAUCUUACUGCAAACUCGACUUAUUUAUCUUCCAAUCCGUCAUUCAAGUUUGGUGGAGUAACCAAAGGUCCUGGGACUGAAUUCAAAUAUGCCAAAGAGUUUAAAUCUACAGGUGCAUCUCGAUGUGCAUGGAGACUAUGUGAUGAAGAUCCGGAAACACGAUACACAUUGCCUGCUCUAUUCAAGGAUCCCUGGUUCCAGCAACUAGAAGUUUGCAUAAAAGAGGGCAAGCACUUUUGCAAUUUUGUUCACCACGAUGACUUCACUGACUACUCUGAUACCGAAUGGGAAACGGAAGAUGAAAGAACUGAGUUAGACUACAGGGUUAGGUCCGAUAGCUCUCAGAAUCCUUCUCGUAGUAACUCUACAAUGCACCGAUCUACUUCAGCCCAGAUGUCUCGGACUUCCAGCCAGUCGAGCAUGAUUAAGACCCCGGUCAAGUCAAUGCUGGAUGUUGGUGCAGGUGGUAUGGAUUUAAAUCAAAAAAUCAAAGAAGAAGACAUCCAAGAGGCAGCCGAGUUUGAAGAGGAGGCUCAUCAUGUAAUAAAGCAACCGAAAGCUGUAAGCCCAGCUGAAAGCAAAGUUGAGCUUUCAAAUGGUGAAAUUUUGGGUCAGCAGCUCCCAAAUCUUUCUUUGGAGGAAAUUCCUGAAACUGAAGAAGUUGAAACUGAAGAAGCAGACUCCGAAGCCAAAGAUAAAGUACCUGAAGGUAUUCCUCAAGUGGUUCCAGAUACAAAUUCAAGAAAGAUUGCGGAGACUGUGUUGGGCAGCACUCCUGACGAUGCAAUUGAAGCAGUUCCAGGAACUUUCCCGAACAACGCCCCUGGCCCCGAUGUCCAUUUUGAACCUCCUUCUGAAGCUAAUGUCAAUCUGGAUUAUUCUGAGGUUAAUAAUGAAAACCAUCCAGAUAGCAAUACCGAAGCUUCUAAACAUUCCCCGCCGCAUCUUCAUCACUUCCUGGAGGAUCUAAGUGCGCGCCAUAAUGUGUUGGUUACUGAAAGCGGAGCCAAACCGAUCGUAUAUCCGCCAAAAAUAACAGAAUCGGAUAGAGAUGUUAACAUAGUUAAAACCAAGGAAGAAAUCAUCCGUGAACGAUCGUUGGAUAUAAUCGUUCCUACUGAUCUAAUCAUCAAAGCUAGCUGUGGAUGUAAAAUUAAGCCGCAUCAUCAUUUGUUUUAA
This is a messenger RNA of Komagataella phaffii GS115, 2547 nucleotides long. Its product is annotated as Putative serine/threonine protein kinase. The coding region runs from base 1 to 2547 and encodes 848 amino acids. Lineage: Eukaryota; Fungi; Ascomycota; Pichiomycetes; Pichiales; Pichiaceae. The transcript has a single exon. Gene Ontology annotation, molecular function: MAP kinase kinase activity; ATP binding. Gene Ontology annotation, biological process: MAPK cascade; protein phosphorylation. The record is from RefSeq and is a predicted model, not a curated record.